Messenger RNA from Oncorhynchus mykiss (rainbow trout), 4708 nucleotides. The record is from RefSeq and is a predicted model, not a curated record. Lineage: Eukaryota; Metazoa; Chordata; Actinopteri; Salmoniformes; Salmonidae.
AACCCCUUUGAUGUUUAUGUUAUGUGAAGAUGUCGCGAUAUACAGGGGACACUCUGACACGUUUGUUAUCGCUGUUAUCAAAACUGCAGGGCGGAAAUCUCUGGGCACUCCCAACAAGUAGUGGUCCAAGCGGUAGAAUUACAACAAAAACUAAUCCGCUGAAAACUCCGCCCAUCUUUCAUUCCCUGUCGCGGACUGGCGGAAUUUAAGAUCACUCAAUAGUAAACUGGUUACCAUGGACUUUAGCUUGUCAGUCAGUAUCCAUGAGGACAUUAUUAUUUUGUUGGAAUGGUAGGUAAUAGGAAGCUAUCUCUAUCAAGGUGGUAUCGGAAAUUAAUUUAGGGAACAAGAAGGGAGUUUACAGGCUAAUUAUUUGAACAGUCAGCAUCCGUGCACUUACAAUGGCUCCAAGGAAGAAUUUCAGAAACCAAGCCAAAAAAGAGGUGAAGCCUGCAGCAGUGGUGAAUAAGAAUGGUGUGAAAGUGGAGGCUUCUGUUGCUGCUAGUGGUGGUGGUUUUAGCGGAACAAAGAUCUUCACCUGGUUCAUGGUGCUGGCCCUGCUGGGGGUUUGGAGCUCUGUGGCCGUGGUGUGGUUUGACCUGGUGGACUACGACAAUGUCAUCGAGAGAGCAAAGGAAUUCCGUUUUAACUUUUCAGAGGUUUUACAAGGUAAACUUUCAGCGUAUGACGCAGACGGCGACGGCGACUUCGAUGUGGAGGACGCCAAAGUACUACUCGAUGAAAAAGAGAUCAAAGUUCCUGCUCCCAAAAUGGAAAGGCUGAAAAAAGGACUGAAGGAGAGGCCGGUUUCUGUGUUGCUGAGGGAAGCCAAGGAGGAUUAUGCUGUGAAAGAACCAGAUGCUGCCCCCACUCCGGAUGAUGAUGUUGAUGGAUCUCAGAACACGGAUGUGGAAUCUGAAAUCCAAGCUGCUGUCCCUCUCCCUCCGAUAUCGGAUGAUUUUAUCCCAGAUGAUAGUAGAGAUGAAGCAACACAUCCUUAUGAGGAUGAAAACAAUGCCAUUGACACGAAAGGAGAAUUGGUUGAGAAGGCACAGCCACAGCAGACAGUAGAAGAGUCAAAGCAAUACAACAACCAACCAGGCUCCUACAACAACCAACCAGGCUCCCCGGAGACAAAGGAAACAGUACAACUGCGAUACAAUGCAGAGGCUGAAUCAGUCCCAGAACCGGAGGCUGACGUGGAACCAGAGGUGGAAUCUGUUCCGGAACCGGAGGCUGACGUGGAACCAGAGGUGGAAUCUGUUCCGGAACUGGAAGCUGAAUUUGUUCCAGAACUGAAAGCCAAAAAGAAGAAGCCCAAACUCCUGAAUAAAUUUGAGAAAACGAUCAAGACGGAGAUUGACGCUGCUGAGAAGUUACGUAAAAAGGGGAAAGUGGAAGAGGCUGUCCGGGCUUUUGAAACUCUAGUGCUGCAGUAUCCUCAGAGUCCCAGAUGUCGCUAUGGGAAAGCCCUGGCUGAGGAUGGCCUGGCAGAGAAGAUGCUCAGCAACGACAUGCUGCAGAAGGCCAUCGGCACAUACAAGGAGGCGUCAGAGCUGCCCAACGCCACACCUGACCUCAUCAAGGCCACACUGAAGAAACGGGCUGAGCGUCAGCAGUUCCUCGGUCGUAUGAGGGGUGCCUUGGCCACGUUGGAGAAACUGGUACAGAUCUUCCCUGAGGACAUGGCCCUGAAGAACGAUCUGGGCGUGGCCCACCUGCUCAUCGGAGACAACAACAGUGCCAAGAGGGUCUACGAGGAGGUGUUGGCCACUGCACCAAGUGACGGCUUUGCUAAAGUCCAUUACGGCUUCAUCCUCAAAUCAGAAAACAAGAUCGCAGAGAGCAUCCCAUUCCUCAGGGAUGGUUUGGAAUCAGGAGACCCUGGCACAGACGACGGCAGGUUUUACUUCCACCUCGGAGACGCUUUACAGAGAAUGGGAGACGACAGUGCCUACAAGUGGUAUGAGAGAGGGCACCAGAGAGGUCACUUUGCCUCCGUAUGGCAGCGAUCUCUUUAUAAUGUGGACGGUCUCAAAGCCCAGCCAUGGUGGACGCCCAAGGACACUGGAUAUAUGGAUCUAGUCAAGACCCUGGAGAGGAACUGGAGGAUCAUCAGGGACGAGGCCCAGUCUGUGAUGGAUAAAACCACUGGCCUCUUUGUUCCAGAGGAGGAGAACCUCAGAGAAAAAGGGGAGUGGGGCCAGUUCACCCUCUGGCAGCAAGGCAAGAAGGCAGGGGAGUCCUGCCGCAGUGUUCCAAAGACCUGUGGCCUGUUGGAGCGCUACCCAGAGGCUACAGGCUGCAAGAGAGGACAGAUCAAGUUCUCGGUGAUGCAGCCUGGUACUCACGUCUGGCCCCACACGGGGCCCACCAACUGUCGCCUGCGCAUGCACCUGGGCCUGGUCAUCCCCAAGACGGGCUGCAAGAUCAGGUGCACCAACGAUACCAGGGCUUGGGAGGAGGGGAAAGUGCUCAUCUUUGAUGAUUCCUUUGAGCAUGAGGUGUGGCAGGACGCCGACAGUUACCGGCUCAUCUUCAUCGUGGACGUGUGGCACCCCGAGCUCACCCAGUACCAACGGCAGACUCUAUCCCCCAUUUAGACUGUCCGACAGACUGACUGACAGGUCCAAGGUAUCUGUCAACCCAUUCCCUCACAAGUAUUGACCCCACAGCCAGCCAUUUUAGGUCAAAUGGGACAAUUGUGACACUUGCCUCUGCUCAGUCCAGGGUGCCAUUUUGGCUCCAUCUUGAAGAGUUACUAAAGGCCCUCUCAGAUUGGAAAAAGCCUUACAACGACCCUUGGGAACACUGACUGCUAACUGUGGUACUCGCCAAGUAGGUUUUUAGGCAUAAAUGUGAUUUUUUUUUUAUAACGUUAAGGUGUGGGUUGAAUAUCAUGUAGGUUGUGUUGUAAAUUUGUCACAAGUGCAUUUUUGUUUUCAUUAGGGAACCGAAGUGCUAUAUGUCUGAAACAUACCUAACAUACGGUAACCGCACGAAGCUGUACUAUUGCAGUUAUUGACUUUACUGUUGGACACUUACUGAUACUUAAAAUGGAUAGUUUUUCAGGUGUUUACCCCGAUCUUAAUGAAUUUCUUACCUCAAGAAAAUGUAUUUGAUUACUUUUGAGGUAAGUAAAUGAUAUGGGUUAAAACACAGAAAACGAUCCCUUUUUAAGAUGUUGCUAAGCUAGCUAAACUUCUGCUAGCUGAAAAGUGGGAACCUAAAUCUGUUGUUUCUCUAACGUGAUUUGUGAAUAUAUGUCCUGUAAUUUCCAUAACUUUAUAAAGUAACCUGCCUCUUACUGUAUUUGGGGGGGGGGGGGGGGCGGGAUUGUAAUACAGACACACUGCUUAUUAGGCCAUUCCAUUUCACUUGUAGGAUUUUCGCAUGUCUCUUUGGAUCAAUGAAUAGGAAAUCACAAUGCCAAGAAUGUUUUUAUUGCAGAAUUAAUAUUGCCAAGAAUCUUGACUGAUACAUCUUAUUUUUGUAUGCUAACAAUAUACACUAUUUUGAACUGCGCCUUGACCUAGGAGCGCACACACAUUCUACUCAACAGGUUUGUCUUUUGGCAUUUAACAUCUUACAAUGUGUGUAUUUACAUUCUUAAAUGUGUCAAAUAUGAACACGUGACUGAAGGCAUGUAUUUGUCAGAUACAUAAACAUUUUAUGUUUUAUAAAAUUACAAUUUCCCUGUGUAAAACUUGAGCAGGAGCAUGUCGACUGUAUGCAAGACUUGUCACACGGCAUUCCAUACCUGGGUCAAAUACUUCCGCUGCGCUUCAUUUAGUUUGCCUUGUACAAUGGAGCCAAUGGAACAGUCCCUAAAAGGAGAACCCCAGGCUAAAUCAAGCUACACAUGAAAGUAUUGGACACAGGUCUACUCCAUUCCAUGUAUAGCAGAGCUGAUUAGAGGGGUUUUGCCUGACCAAUGUUGUUGAUAUUCAAAAGAAAAAUGCCAAAGCAUGUUCUUCUAGAUAUGUUAUGUAAUCAUUCUCUGUGAGCAUUGGUAGUCAGCUUCACUGCAGCAAUGAAAUGCACCUCUCCGGUGUAUGUGACAAUAACAUAUAUAUCAUGUCCAAAUCAGACCGGUGGUAUUAUGCAGCGUUCAUGUGCUAUUAGAAACUCUGGACCGACAAAUUCUUGGCAAUCCCAGGGACUCGUCAAAACUACGAGUUUGAGGUCCCAAACUGUUCAUAAUGAGCUUCCAAGUGAGAAAUAUGUGUGGGAAACUUGGCUAACAUAAUUUUACCUCUACUUCAGAGGAGCAUGUGAACACACAUUCCAAAGGGAUGGAGUCAAAACCUUAGGCUCAUUGGAUUGCCUUUCAACAUGGUCAUGGUCAUUGGUGUCUUGGGGGUAUUUGUGGUUAUCAGUUUGUGUUAUGACGAUGACACAUUCAAGCUAUCUCCUCCAUGCUUCAAAUGAUUCCCUUAGUUACAAGGGUAACAAAUCCAGCACCUUUACAAAGCCACGUUGUUUGAGAUUUCACCUUUUGUGGUCCUCUGUUAUGAAUUGUUAUCACUCAUCUUAGGAAGUUAAUACUUUUAUGGUGUUGAAAUCACUGAGCUGUUGAAACUGGCCUGCCAAAUAAGUCAUGUUUCUUUCAAUUCUAUUUUGUGUGUUGUAAUCAGUUACUAUUAAGAAUUGUAAAGCUUUUUUUUUCCAGUAAAUUAAACAAUUUGGUCAAAAUGGUGUCACGUGA